This is a messenger RNA of Alosa sapidissima (American shad), 1811 nucleotides long. RefSeq names its product zinc finger protein 3-like. The transcript is spliced from 2 exons. Lineage: Eukaryota; Metazoa; Chordata; Actinopteri; Clupeiformes; Clupeidae. Bases 424 to 960 code for a protein of 178 amino acids. Gene Ontology annotation, molecular function: DNA-binding transcription factor activity, RNA polymerase II-specific; RNA polymerase II cis-regulatory region sequence-specific DNA binding. Gene Ontology annotation, biological process: regulation of transcription by RNA polymerase II. The record is from RefSeq and is a predicted model, not a curated record.
UGUACGACACCGUAGGAGAUUGGUCCGAAAGAACGAUCUACUUGUAUAAAUCUAUUUGAGAACUCGAGUGAAAUGUCAGGAUUUACUGAACCAACACUGGUGCCCAUGCCAGUGAAGAAGAUAAAAGAAGAAGAGUUUGAUGAUUUCCUUCAAGAAUACCUGUUUGCAGUUCAGAAAGAAAAAGAAAACCCUGGACUGGAUCAUGACUGCAAGUCUGAAACAUUCCCAUCAACAACCUUAAACUGCGAAGACAAAAAGUCCCCAUUGAUGAAAAUAAACCAGGAGAAAAGCUACAUCAGUGCUCUGACUGUGGAAAGGCAUUUAGUCAAAGUUCCCAUCUAAAGUCACACCUGAGGAUCCACACAAGAGAAAAGCCACAUAAGUGCACUGACUGUGGAAAGGCCUUUUGUCAUUUUUUUUUCUAUGCAGGUACACCAGAGGAUACACACAGGAGAAAAGCCGUAUCAGUGCACUGACUGUGGAAAGGCCUUUAGUCAAAUGUCUUCUCUCAAUAACCACCAGAGGAUCCACACAGGAGAAAAGCCACAUCAGUGCUCUGACUGUGGAGAGGCCUUUAGUCACAGUUCCCAUCUAAAGGAACACCGGAAGAACCACACAGGAGAAAAGCCUUAUCAGUGCACUAACUGUGGGAAGAGUUUCAAGACCAAAGCAGAAGUCAACAACCAUCAGCGUACACAUACAGGAGAAAAGCCGUAUCAGUGCUCUGACUGUGGAAAGGCCUUUAGUCGAAUAUCUAAUCUUAAGGCACACCAGAGGAUCCACACAGGAGAAAAGCCAUAUCAGUGCACUGACUGUGGAAAGGUCUUUAUUCAAACUUCUUCUCUCAAGGUACACCAGAAGAUCCACACAAGAGAAAAGCUGCAUCAGUGCUCUGACUGUGGAAAGGCCUUUGGUGAUACAUCAACCCUCCUGAAACACCAGAGAAUCCACACAGAAUAGUUUUCAGAUCAACACCCAUAAUUGCAUAAAUACAGGAGAAAAGCCACAUCAGUGCUCUGACUGAGGAAUGGCCUUCAGUCAAAGGCUUCAUCUAAUGAGACACCAGAAGAUCCACACAAGAGUAAAGCUGAUUAAUGUACUACAUGUGGUAAGAGUUUCAGUCGAAACUCAACUCUUAAGACCCAUCAGAGAAAAUACACUAGAGGUAAAUAUCAACAAAACUGAUUUGACUGAAAUGUUAUUUUAAUAAUAUUGAAGCCAAAAUUUACAGAAACAUGUAUGUGCACACAAAAUGGUGAAACUGCAUAAAUAUUUUGGUGUUUUCGGUUUGGGAAGUCUUUGAAUCAAAUGUUUAAUUAAGUGUCAUAGAAUUCAAAAUUUCACAUUUACUGAGAUACUCAUUGUUUGAUCCUAUUCUAUUGAUAUUCUAUUUGAUCCUAUUCUAUUGAUAUUCUAGUUGAUCCUAUUCCUUGAUGUUCAUGUUGUUUACUAAAGAGAAACACCUCAUGAGAUCAGACAUGCUGUAUAAAACUACAACUAAAAGUUGUGAUGCAAAAACUCUUAUAACUUUUACUAUGAGAGAUGCUUUGAGAUUUUGGAAAUGUUAUUCUAUCAUUGUAAAUAAGUGUGUAGAAUAUGUACAAAUCAACUCUGCAUGACUAUGCCAAUGACAAGGUAUCUCAUAAUGGCUGAUUGAACAAAUUUAUUUUUAUUUUGUACAUGGAAUGGGAUGUUUUUUAAAAAACAAAACGAUAAACAAAACUCAGAAUUACUUGGAAUAAAUGUCUUACUUUCUGGUGCAAAUGAUUAAGUCUUUGGGAAGUUGCAACAAAAAUAAAGGUCAUAAACAU